AUGAGAUUUCAAUUUAGUUGCAGGGAUUUCGCCCGCUCCGAAAGCUACUGCCAUCUGUUCAUAGCAGCUUGUUCAACAGGCCAAGCAUGCGUGGGGUGCUUUGUGCACGAACAACUCGCAAGUCGUCGUCACUUUCACGCAUCUCCUACUAUGACCUCAGAUGAACGGCUGCAGCAAGGACUGCAGAUCGUUGGAGAAGCCAUCAAUAUUGAGCCGUAUGACUUUCAAGACCACGAAACCUGGAAGUUCCUCGGGCUUGGGGACAUGCUUGCCGCCGCGACGGCCUCCGACUUGGUUAAUGCUGGCAUCCCAGUACCCGUUGAUGUCUUCGCUAGAUGCCCGACGGUAGGAGAGUUCAAAGCCUUCCUUGUGGGCGAUGUGAAGCGAACAGAGAAUGCUGUCCAAGACACUGCCACCUCUGCACCAGUCGAGCCAGCAGAUCCCUGGGAAGGCGUUCCCAAGCCGAAAGUGCCCUUAUCGGUAGUGCUUCAAGGCCAACCAGACAAUGCCAGCACAGUGGCCUUUCUGCUUCCUGACGGGAGCGGAGCAGGCACGUCUUACGGCACUCUACCAACUGUGGGCGGCAACGUCUGCCUGAUUGGCCUCAACUCGCCAUUCCUGCGCCAAGCUGAGAACUUCACUUGCUCCAUCGAACGGAUGGCCAGGUUGUGGAUCAACGAGAUUCGCAAAUAUCAGCCCAAAGACAGGCCAUACACGCUUGGUGGCUGGUCUGCUGGUGGCUACUACAGCUUCGAAGUCACGAAGCUUCUCACAGCCGCCGGCGAGAAGGUCGAGAGAUUGAUUUUGAUCGACUCUCCUUGUCGACUACGAUAUGAAGCAUUACCUGCGCAAGUGGUCGCAGAACUUACGAAGAAAGGCCUCAUGGGUGCUUCCGGGGCCAAGAAAGCGCCAGAAUGGCUCGUGCAACACUUUACUUCAACAGUGCUGUCAGUCGAGAAAUACACUCCAGUCCCGCUUCCUCAGAACCAAGUGCCGCCCAAGGUCAACCUCAUCUGGGUGAAAGACGGCUUGGUCAAGAGUGUUCCCGAGUCCGGCCUUGACGUUGAUAUGAAAGUCAAGGUCACCAGGUUUCUACUUGAGCCAAGGCCACAUCUUCAGAGUGAGGGAUGGGAGAUAUUACUUCCAGGCGCGACCUUUACAUUCGACUACAUGACCGGUAACCAUUUUCAGAUCACUCAGCCGCCUCAUGUGAGUAGCUCACGGGCUCUGACAGUCUUGGUCACCUCACCGCGUGUAUCGCACAUGGCCAGCGACCAGAGCCUCUGUGGCUUGAUGCGUGGUACAUCUCCCAACCCUAGCUGCUCGCGUGGUAAUCUAUCAGCGCUGAACGCAGGAUGCGAGGUAAUUCGAGCACAUUUCGCUAUUCACGAAAGGAUGGAGCAAUUUUGCUCUCUAAAUACACUCCGCUCCGCCGGCGCUACCGAUUUCUCCCCCGAAGACUUUGGGUAA
Pseudocercospora fijiensis CIRAD86 is the source of this 1470-nucleotide messenger RNA. RefSeq lists its product as uncharacterized. The record is from RefSeq and is a predicted model, not a curated record. The transcript is spliced from 6 exons. Bases 1 to 1470 code for a protein of 489 amino acids. NCBI's taxonomy places the organism in Eukaryota, Fungi, Ascomycota, Dothideomycetes, Mycosphaerellales, Mycosphaerellaceae. Gene Ontology annotation, biological process: biosynthetic process.